This is a messenger RNA of Dreissena polymorpha, 2883 nucleotides long. RefSeq lists its product as uncharacterized. Bases 169 to 1938 code for a protein of 589 amino acids. Lineage: Eukaryota; Metazoa; Mollusca; Bivalvia; Myida; Dreissenidae. The transcript has 12 exons. The record is from RefSeq and is a predicted model, not a curated record.
UGUGGACCAUUGGAAAAUGCGCACAUUAGAGAACGCAAACUCUGCAGCACAAAUUGUUAUGUCUUGUGUUAUUAAACUUGGUGAUAUUCUGUAAUGUGGGUUGUGUUAUAUAAUUUAAUUUUGUUAAUAGUAAGUGCUUGAUCCAGAACGUACAUACACGUGUAACACAUGGCGAAAGCGGUAUUUGUGAUAAUUGUUUAUUUAGCGUGUGUUAUUCAUUGGUGUUCGGGACAUACGCUGGAAGCAUGCGUAAUUUACGUGAACACAGAGGGCGACUCCGAGCAAGUUGUGAUGGACAUCGUAAACACAACAGCAAAUUUAUCAGCAGGCGCUGCCUUCAUUCCUCUCACUCGAGAACCAUGCGCAAAGGCGUCUAGGAUACAUCUCACCAUACUCCCGGCUGAUAUUGUUGGCAUUACCGAAACUCCGAGCCGGCUGUCGAUCGUCUAUGACAUCUCUAUGAUCCGGAACGGUACCUGGCUGAGGUCAUAUAUCCGGUCUUUGGACAUAUCAGCCUUUCGCAACUUCCGGCAAAUCAAUUGCUGGCUUGGGAUUCCAGUUUCAGACCACAUGCUCAUUCACGUGGCUAUCAAGGUCACUGGACAAGACGAGCGAGAACUAAAAUUUCUAGAUGCCGAUCUUAGAAUACCGUCGUCAGAGGCAAACACAUGUCGGGGGCUAUGUCAGGACAGCGACAUAGACUUCAAGACCAUUUACACGUGCCUAUCCAAUGCGACCUUGAUCCACUUGGCGCAUGUUCGCAUCCUCCGCGUGACCUUCACUCCGUCAAAUGGCAAUGCCAGUAGUCUGGUCAUCUAUACGCAUGGUGAGCGGAAUACCACGAUGUACUUUCCGAAUAUCUAUGACGGUGCCGGUAUAAUGGAGAUAACGUACAAGUAUUCAGAGUUUUACUGCAGCGUUCACAAAGAAGUCCGAUUGUUCUGUGAUCCGGCCUUGACAACCGAAUCUCAAUCGCAAGUUAAGGAUCCCAAAGUCGACUCGUUUGGAACAUUUGUUAUUUUCGGACUCGUGACGAUGUUGGUGUUCACGGUUAUCAUAAUUCUGAUAAUUUUUAUUGUGCAGAAAUUAAACUUUAUGAGGCGGCUAUGUUGCAACGGCAAAGAUAAAGCCACGCGAGACCACCAUCAACACAGAUCUACUGUGCUGUCGACAAACACAGAAAAUGUUAUAAAGCUGACUGCGUUACGUAAAAUUGACGAAAUAAAUGAAUUACAACCUCUUGCUUCGUCUGAAAAUCAUAGCAAAGGGACGCGUGUGCGCAGACAGAGUACAUCACCGAGCAACACCUCUGUUCCGCAAGGACUAAGAUAUGAUAAACCCGUUUGUGGUCGAAAGUUACAGAGGAGUGUAACGCAAGCCUUGUUACAAAACAUGAGCUCAAAUAGUACAUCUAUAUUACUGCUACCUCUGCCGUUUGAUCAGUUUACAAGGGACAUUGUCGAACUGUUGGGUACAGUUUUAAGUAUGGAGGCUAAUAUUCCUACACGAUAUUCCUUUGAUCGUGAUGUACAGGCGGAAUACUUUCGAGACGCCAAACUGUAUAUUGAAAAAUUGUGCUCGGACAUAAAUAAACUUCUAAUUUUCGUUUGCGUGACAAAUCUUGCAAAUUUACCAACUAAUAAAUCAGAGGAUCCUACUAGUCUCAUUAACGAUUUACUGCGGGCGAUGGAUGUCAAACGGUUACCCCCAAAGUGCAAAAUUGUUUUUUUACAUCUAACGGAUGACGAUAAGACGUUACAAAACAAGUACCAUGGUUUAGAUAUACACAUAAAACAAGAGAACUCAUUUGAGAGGUUUCUUGCCGAAGUUUUGAAAGAGUGCGGAAAAAGUUCAGAGGAAAAUAACUUGCUUAACAAAAUGGUAACGUGUGAUGCGUCAAAGCAAUUUGUAGAAUACCUUAAAGAGGAUCAUACCUAAAUUGAAUAAUUGUUUUGAAAUAUUCAUCGACAGCCUACAUAUUGUUUAGUAACAAGUGUAUACUCUUGGUUAAAUAAAAAUCAAAAUUCGUACAUGAAGUAGGCACCUUUAUACAGAAGAGAAUAAACGUAAAAUGGCAUAUGUACUUUAUUGGUAAAGUUUUGAUUCGUUUAUAUAUGGUAUUUUAUACCGAAAUUAAUAGCACAUGUUAGCACAAAAUUAGUUCUUCGUACUGUGCAACAAAUUGUGUUUCGAUUAAUCAAAGCAAUAUGUACGGUAGUGUAUGCUUUAGUUCUUGGGAAACAUAUCUUUCGUUUUAUUUAUCGAUGUUUUUUAAUUCAUCGAUUGUGCUUCAAGAAAAGAUGUGCGGAUAAAACAUACGUAGAUGUGUUGGCGUGUUUUCGAACAAAGCAUAUUUUUAAAUUACUUAUUUCUCCACAAAUUUAUUUUGUUGCAGAUGUUAAAUGAAUUCAUGCUAUUACAUUAGAUUGGACACAUGUCAGUUUUAAUUAACGUGUGUCACACAGCCAAUGCGACUUAGAUUUUAAUGAAACAUAUUUCUGUGUCAUAUUUCACAUUACAUUGAAAUGUUAAGAUGUAUAAGUUUAUACUAUUUUAAGGUUUACUUUUUUUAAAUGACCGCAUAUGAAUUGACGAUGUUCAUACACUUGCUAUUUAUAAUUACAUGUACAUGUUAUUGUCUUAUUUUCAGCUUAAUAUUGCAUUUUUGCCAAUAUUUAUUCUUCAUGUGUUGCAACAUUCGUAAACUUUGUUGUCUAAAUGUUUUGUAUUAUAUACAGCUAUGUUUUUGAUAUAUUUCCAGUCCAAACAUCCUUACGCCAUAUGAUAUUUUAAAACAAAAUGCACGUGUGUAUACUUUGCGCUGAAAUAUUAAAAUGUUGUCAAAUCCUAAGAUUAUUGCAUCCAAAUAAAUGAAACAAAAUU